Molecule: messenger RNA, 2176 nt
Organism: Psylliodes chrysocephalus
Lineage: Eukaryota; Metazoa; Arthropoda; Insecta; Coleoptera; Chrysomelidae
Source: the annotation of a GenBank genome assembly
UUUUUCAUUUUCAGUGUAUUCUUCAUCGGAAUCGGAAGGACUGAAGUCCUCAUUGUCAAUUCUAAAAUAAAUAGAGAUUGUAUGGAAUUAAAAGUAAUUAUUACUGAUUAAAAUUCGCACAGAAGCCAACAAUUCUUCAUUUUUAAAAUAAAUGAAGACUUUACCUAACGUGACUAAUGGUUUGUUUAUUUACUAUUAUGCCCAAAAAAAUUCAAAAUGGAAACGUCAGUGUCAAGGAUACUUUUGUGAUUGCGAAUCAGCUGUUGAAAACACGAUCACAAAAUGAGCUCACAAUUGGAAAAGGACGAUCAUCUUAUUCAAAUUCGUGAUAAACUUCGUAAAGAUGGAAUUAAAUUGUGGCUGCCGCCUUAUUUUCAAGAAUCCAAGUCAUCAGAAUCAGAAAUUAAGAAACUCUCUGCUGAUUUUAGCAGAGAGUUAAAAAUUCCAACGGAAGUUUGUUUGGAAAUCAUCACGGAAUUACAGGCCAGUUCUUUAGAAAAUUUGAAACAGAAAAAUUUAUUUCAAGACAAAGGUUUGGCAACAAUCAAAAUUAAAGUAUUACUACAGAAUACUCCACCACGAAUUUUUUCGAAGGAACUUUUUUUGUCCUUGAAAGCGCUCGAUUUAAAAGACAUUAUUAAGCAAGAGGUGCACAUUGAAAGAGAAGGGUUAAAAUUAAUCAGUUCCGGGAGGGUAUUAACCGAUGUCGAUUCCUUGGGUAGCCAGGGUGUUAAAAAUGGAUCUCAAAUCCUCGCAAUAGUUUUAAUUGAAUCUCCAUCGCAGGUUUCCCAAAAUGAAAGCCAAAUUAAAGAACUAGAGAGUGUUAAGACUGACUCCAAGUUGUUGGCAUUAGACAAUGAGUACAUGCAGUUAGAAGACCAGUUUGGGAACCCAAUAAAGAUUCCACCCAACGAAAGAAAGGCUCUAGUGGUGGCGAUGGCUUUGCAUGAAAAGGGAAAGGCUGCUUUGAAGCGAAACGAUUUUUCUAGAGCUUUGAUAUUUUUUCUCGAAUCUGACCAGGAAUUCAGACAAUGCAAUUCACAGCUACUGAAGACUGUCGACAACUACGCCCUAUUGGAUUUAGACAUCGCUUGGUGUUACUUGAACUUGGAAAGUUUCGUGCAACUUCCAGAAGCAUAUGAACGGUUACAAAGAUGCGAGGAAAAGUUUCGUUCGACAUACGGAAGCAACUUGGAAAGACUGAUCGAAAUUAAAGGAACUCCAGGUAAUGAGGAGGCACUUUUCAUGAGAUUGCAUUUACUGCAAGCCAUUGUACUAUAUCACCAAAAUAAAAGACCCGAAGCUCUAAAUCUCUUCCGCAAAGUAGAAGAAGAGGUUCGACAUCUACGUGUGGAUGAAAAUAGUAUAACUGCAUUAGUAGAAUUAGGAUUCUCCAUCAAAGAAGCCACGAUUGGGUUAAGAGCUGCUAGAGGCGAUGUUAAUAAUGCUGCAAACUACAUCAAUGAGAAUAGAAAUAAACGAGCUGAAGGUCGCAGGAAAGCUCAAGCUGAAGCCAUUUUGGAAAAGGAAAGGAAGAAAUUGGGAAUGUGCGCUGACGGUAAGCAGUACGUGGAUCCGAAUUUUUUGAAAAUUCUCGUCAAUAUGGGUUAUAGUAAAGAGGCUGCCGGGAUUGCUCUAAAGCAUACAAAUAACGUCAUAUCAGACAGUAUCGAAUAUAUACAAGACAAUCCUUUACCUGGUCCUAGCGGUUCUAGAAGUACAGAACUUUUAUCUUUUAUCGAUGAUCUAUCACAAGAACUAGAAGAUGCCGGUUUUGAUUCCCGAAUGGCAAAAAUGGCGUUAAAAAAACACUCCGGCGAUAUCAUGAAAGCUGCCGAAGAACUUAUUACUAAUGAUGGGAUAAUUGCCGGAGAUUUAUCGGACCUAAUUGGUGAAGAGAGCCUGGAAAACAUCAAAAGGAGGCGUCAGGAUAGCAAAGAAAAAACCGAAGCGUUGCACAGACUGAAAGAAGACAUGGAGAUUGUCGAUGAUGAUUAUUUAGAUACAAAUCUCGUGCAGGAAGAAAUGUUUCUGAGACAGUACCUUUCGCUUUUGGAAAAAUAAGGACAAUGUCGCAAGUAUCUGUUUCGAAUUUAAGGUGUAAAUGUGGAACUAUUGCAAGUAAUAUUUAUUACUUUUCGUAAUUGUGUAUUUUUAUAUUGUAUUGUGAUUUGUG